UCUCAAAGUGUCAAAGAGAUUCAUUCUGCAUGUAUGUUUUCAGAUACAUUGUUGCACACGAUCAACGAAGCAAGAAGUUGUAACAUUCUUCCGUGACCAGUGAUAGUUUCUCAAUUUGUUAUUAUGUCAGAAUCGAUCAAGAAUGUUGCAAUAUUUGGGGCCACGGGAAUGACCGGACUGGUGACAUUACCACUGGCUGUUGCAGCGGGUAGGCAACGUUUCUAAAUGACAGAAUUUACUAAUUAUUGUAGAUUAUAGGUUAUUUACACAAUCCCUCAUAUAGCGAUUUCUGUGUAGCCUGGUCCAAAAGUGAUCGGAGUGUUAUGCCUUGUUCCUAAACUAUGCUGAACGUUAUUCAUCUGAUUUCCUAUGCAAUGCUAUAGGACAGCAGACAUCUGCCAUUAGAAUAUGCUAUACUAGUGUAAUUGGAAGUAUCAAUGGUCAUCUGAGCUAUUUGCCACAGCCUUCCUCUGGGGGAAAAAAAAGUUAUUAUUUUCUAUUUUAUUCUAUAUUGUGUUGUUGUUUUCUGUUCUCUUCCAAUCUGAUCUGUUCUAUUCGAUUAAUUACAUCGUUUCAAAAUAAUAGCAAAAGUGCUAAAAGAAGCAGAUAUAAUUUGGCUUAUUUGAUUAACAAGUGUUUUCGUUUCCUUGCUCUGAGAUCACGGGACAAAAGUGUUGAGUCAUGCAAGUCGUUAUAGGGUUCUGCUGACUCAUGAUUGGGAUGAGUGCGUUGCAGUGCGCAGCAGAUACUCGAUAAAGUCCGCUGUCCGCUUAUCGCGCUUAUCGCGCUUAUCCAGAACACUAGGAUGGCCUAAUCAAUUAGACCCACGGCUAUGCUCUAGAAUUGAGAUCCAUUCAUAAAAAAAUAACCGAUUGCCUACAUUACAUAUUCCUCUCAUCUUCAUAUUCCCAUCAGACUCAAAUCCCUCUGGAUCAUUGGUAGAUGAUAAGAUUAGUCAAUAAAUUCAUAAUGCUUCUCUGUACUUCAUUAUCCACAGGUUACAACGUGACAGUGCUGGUGAGAGACCCUGCCAGGCUGCCUGCAGAACACAAAGCCUGCAGGGUGGUGGUGGGAGAUGUCCUCAAUAAGGAGGAUGUGAAGAAGACCAUGGAGGGUCAGGAUGCUGUUAUCAUCAUUCUGGGCACCAGGAAUGACCUCAGUAAGUUUAGGCAAUCUUUCAUUAGUAGGCUAUAGGAAUUUUAAGUUAGUAAAAACAUAUGUGCAGUUGUGUGAAUAAAACCAAGUUAUAACAGAUACGUUAUACAAGCUGAAAUCUAUCUUGAAGUGCAAAUCAAAAUGGAAGUGUUCAGGAGUCUUAUUAAAACAUGUUUUCUGCUUUGAGGUAAAAUAUGUUUUGUAAUAAUGUUCAGGGUGAGUUGCUGUAACUAACUGCACUAGGGUUGCUGAAGUAGGCCUACACCAUUUAAUGCUUAGGCCAGGAUAAUGGUCAGUAUGUUCAUGUUUCAGUUGCAAUCCACAGGUCCCACAACAAUUAUGUCAGAAGGAACCAGAAACAUCCUAGACGCCAUGAAAGCUCGGGGGAUCCGCAAAGUAGUUGGCUGCAUGUCAGGUACAGAGGAAUCUUGGACAGUCAGGGUCACAGCAUCUUUCCAACUUCCAAUAAACUACCAUAAAGAAACCAUAUUAUUAUAUUGUCCCCAUCUCUGCUUCACAGCCUUCCUCCUAUGGGACCGGUCUAAAGUGCCACCCAGGCUCCUGCCAGUCACAGAGGACCAUGAUAGGAUGUACAUGGUGCUGAAGGAGUCAGGGCUGGACUUUGUGGCUGUCAUGCCCCCUCACAUCGAUGGUUAGUCGUCCCCCUUCCCCAUUUCCUGAAUCAGUAGAAAUGUAGUACUGUACUACCAGAGUCGCAUACUGUAAGUGGUUCCAGUGAUGACAUGAUAGGCCUAUCAUCCUUCCUCACGCACUACCCACUGGGCAAAGACGUAAAUUCAACGUCUAUUCAACACUGGUUCAAUGUAAUUUCACUGAAACUACGUGGAAACAAUGUUGAUUCAAAGUGUGUGCCCAGUGGGAAUGUACUGGAUGGAUUCGUGUUAUUCAACUGAUAUUAAACAUUACAAACAUAUUGAGUAAACAUUUUCUGAAUAUGUAAUAAUAUUAGGUGCCUUAUAUUGCACUGCUAAAUAUAAAUGCACUGCUAUUCCCAACAGAUAACCUCCCUUUGACUGAUAAGUACACAGUGACAGAGAACAUGCUGAAAGGGCGGGUCAUUUCCAAAUAUGACCUGGGACACUUCUUCGUCAAGUGCUUGUCCAUCUCUGACUGGGACAGGAAGACCGUUGGGAUUUGUGGGGAGUACAGUUAACCCUAACAAGACAGAGCCCUCCUUUCUCCGUUUCCAUAAAGCAGUUAAGACAGCUGGCCUAUCAGACACAGCAACUUAGAUCUUCUUUCUACAGGCCAAUCUUUCUUGCUUGAAAGAAAUAGCAGCUUUGGCUUUUGCUAAUGUUUUGUAACUAUUUAGUUUAUCUUGACAAUGGAUAUUAUAAUGUAUAAAAAUUGUAAUAUGUUAAACAUCUUUGUAAUUGUGUGUGGGUCUCGUACUUUGUGCAGACUGUUUAAUUUGAUUCAUAGCCAAUAUCUUUCAAAUAUCGAUUUUACUUUGACUUUAUAUUUUAUUUUAACCCAACAGCAAUUGAAUGUUGACUGAGUAUGUAUGAGUGCAAAGUGAGUCAUCAAUUAGGCCUAUGUGUUAUUGAUAGCCUAGGCCUACUUGUAGCCUGAUCGUGUGCUAUGCCAACAAAUGUAGACUACAAAUGUUUAUAUUCCUAAGAACAUAUGAUGUCAUCAUUUUAUAGCUAGCUUUUGAAAUAAAGAGUUUUCUAAUACAACAUA
Molecule: messenger RNA, 2859 nt
Organism: Coregonus sp. 'balchen'
Lineage: Eukaryota; Metazoa; Chordata; Actinopteri; Salmoniformes; Salmonidae
Source: the annotation of a GenBank genome assembly